UGAAAGCGACAGAAAACAAGAAGGAAUUUGCAGAGAAAAGUAUGGGUGAUUUUCAGAGGAACUAACCUGAAAUUGCGUCAGUAAUUUCCUCUGUGUGUUCAUUCCAAUUUCCAGUUCUUAUAUAAACCGAUCCAUUGUUCUUCAUCUUCUUCACACUUUCUUUUCAAAUUCGAUCCUCUUCUUCAGAAACUCUGUUUUUGUUCAGACGGAUCCGAUGACGAAUGGAAAGAGCGUAAUUCUCGACGUCUCUGGCUGGCUCAGGCUUUUCGACGACGGCUCCGUCGACCGGACCUGGACUGGACCGCCGGAGGUCAAGUUUGUGGCGGAGUCUGUGCCGCCUCACGACGACUUCAUCGAUGGAGUCGCCGUUCGCGACUUGGUGAUUGAUCGGGAGUCCGGUCUCCGUGUUCGGAUUUAUCUGCCGGAGGUAAAAUGCAGCGGCGGAGAGAAAUUGCCGGUUGUUGUUCAUUUUCACGGCGGUGGAUUUUGUAUUAGCGAAGCGGAUUGGUUUAUGUAUUAUCAUACUUAUACCGACGUCGUGAAAUCCGCCGAAGCAAUUUGUGUGUCUGUUUACCUUCGCCGAGCGCCAGAGCAUCGUCUUCCCGCGGCUGUCGACGACGGCUUCUCCGCUCUCAGGUGGUUGCAAUCGGUGGCUCUAGGUCACGAAAUCGAGCCUUGGAUUAUCGAAAAUGCGGAUUUCAAUCGCGUUUUCCUAAUCGGAGAUAGCUCUGGCGGAAAUCUUGUUCACUCUGUCGCUGCCCUAGCCGGAGAAGCCGAUCUCUCUCCAGUGAAACUCGCCGGUGGAAUUCCGAUUCAUCCUGGUUUCGUUCGGUCCGAACGAAGCAAGUCGGAGAUCGAGAAUCCACAAUCGCCGUUCUUGACUCUGGAUAUGGUAGACAAAUUUCUGAGCCUCGCACUACCGGAAGGGAGUACGAAGGAUCAUCCAAUUACAUGUCCAAUGGGAGCCAACGCGCAGCCGCUUGAAUCCCUAAAUCUGCCGCCAUUUCUUCUGUGCAUCGCGGAGAAGGAUCUGAUCAUCGACACCGAAAUGGAGUAUUACGAAGCAAUGAAGGCAGCAAAUAAAGAAGUAGAGAUUCUGAUGAGCAAAGGAAUGGGACAUAGCUUCUAUCUCAACAAGAUCGCCCUGAAAAUGGACCCCGAAACAGCUGCAGCAUCGGACCACCUCUUCGCCGGAAUCGCUCGCUUCAUCAAGCAGCAUUAACAACGUUUUCCAGUGAAUCUUUGGAUCCCUCCGCCGUGGACAGUGAAUGUUUAUCUAAACUUACUCUACCGUAAAAAAAAAACACAAGUCUAGUUCUUAUUUUCAUUAUCAUUCAGUAAAGUUAAUAAAAACUUUUCCCCUAAUUCAAAAC
Messenger RNA from Cucurbita maxima (winter squash), 1373 nucleotides. RefSeq names its product probable carboxylesterase 15. Lineage: Eukaryota; Viridiplantae; Streptophyta; Magnoliopsida; Cucurbitales; Cucurbitaceae. The record is from RefSeq and is a predicted model, not a curated record. The transcript has a single exon. Gene Ontology annotation, molecular function: hydrolase activity. Bases 215 to 1222 code for a protein of 335 amino acids.